UUUCUAGCUGCUAGUAUACUUUAGUAGGUCGCUAGUAUUUGAGGUGUGAUUAGACGUUGUAUAAAGUGGUUGCACUUGUUAGUUGCUGAAAAUGCUACGCAGUAUUAUUUUUAAACCAAAGUCUUCAUCAUUUUUUGCGGCAAAGAUUCGCUUUCAAAGUGUCCAGGCGCGACCUCAGCAAGUGGCCUCCGAUGGCGUUGAUCCCGAAUGGCCCUACGCGCUGCCGUACGAGAAGAUUCCUCGGCUGGGUUGGCUAACUAUGCUCAGAGGAUUCGCUCCCGGAGGUCGAUAUCACAACCUGCCCAUUCUGGACGCGCAUCGGCGCUUCCGGGAGGACUUUGGUGAUCUGUUGGUGAUUCCGGGUAUUUUGGGUCGGAAAGAUACGGUGGUUAGCUACAGUCCGGAUGACUACGAGAAGCUGUUCCGUACCGAGGGACAUUGGCCGAAUCGAAGGGGACUAGAUACCUUCGUGCACUACCGAAAGCAUGUUCGGCCGGAUGUGUUCAAGGGACUUGGAGGGUUGGUGAACGAACAGGGGGAAAGCUGGCAACAGUUUCGGACGAUCGUGAAUCCGGUGAUGCUGCAGCCGAAGACGAUUCGUCUGUACGUGGACAAGUUGGAUGAGGUUGCGCGGGAGUUCAUGGGAGUAAUUCGAGACAUUCGUGAUGAGAAGAAUGAACUGCCGGCUGAUUUUAAUCAGUGGUUGAACCGAUGGGCACUUGAAACGAUGGGAGUGUUGGCUCUGGACACCAGACUUGGAGUGCUUGAUAAGGAGAUGUCAACGGAAAUCAGUAACAUCGUGAAGUACAACCGAGAAGUUCUGGAGCUAAUGUAUCAGCUGGACAUUCUACCGUCGAUUUGGAAGUUUUACAAAACAAAAUCAUUCAAGCGGCUCAUGACCCUGUUAGAUGAAGUUACGCGAAUUGUAAUGGCCAAGGUGAACGAAGCCGUCGUCCGGCUGGAGAAAAAUCCGACCACAAACAACGACAACCAGAGCGUUCUGGAGAAGCUUCUGAAGAUCGAUCGCAACGUGGCGAUCGUAAUGGCGCUGGACAUGCUGCUAGCUGGAGUCGAUACGACCUCUGCCGGAUCCAGCGGCAUUCUGUACUGCUUGGCCAAAAAUCCAGAGAAGCAGGCGAGGUUGCGGGAAGAGCUGAGGACUAUUCUUCCGCAUAAGAACUCACCGCUGACGCCGGAAAACAUGCGCAAUCUUCCGUAUCUUCGAGCUUGCAUAAAGGAAGGUCUACGGCUGUACACUCCAACGGCCGGGAAUAUCCGAGCAGCUGGCAAGGACAUCGUACUGCAAGGUUAUCGGAUUCCCAAGGGGACGGACGUCGCCAUGACCUCGAUCAUCCUGUACCAAGACGACCAGUACUUCCCACGUGGCAAGGAGUUCCUCCCGGAACGGUGGCUCAAGGAACGCUCUUCGGGUUGUCCCAGCGGCAAGGACACCCAUCGUUUCCUGUUUCUGCCGUUCGGAUUUGGCCCGCGGGCCUGCAUCGGACUUCGGAUGGCCAACCUGGAGCUGGAGAUGAUCGUGGCGCGGGUCGUCCGUCAAUACGAGGUUCGCUGGAACUACGACGAUUUCCGUUUGGUCAGCAACCUGAUCAACGCUCCGGCGAACGAACUUCGCUACCAGAUGGUCGAAGUGGACCACUAGUAAAACAUUUGUUCAAA
Molecule: messenger RNA, 1677 nt
Organism: Culex pipiens pallens (northern house mosquito)
Lineage: Eukaryota; Metazoa; Arthropoda; Insecta; Diptera; Culicidae
Product: probable cytochrome P450 12a4, mitochondrial
Exons: 4
Coding region: 92-1660 (522 amino acids)
Molecular function (GO): iron ion binding; oxidoreductase activity, acting on paired donors, with incorporation or reduction of molecular oxygen; heme binding
Source: RefSeq, a predicted model, not a curated record